Molecule: messenger RNA, 426 nt
Organism: Trichomonas vaginalis G3
Lineage: Eukaryota; Parabasalia; Trichomonadida; Trichomonadidae
Exons: 1
Coding region: 1-426 (141 amino acids)
Source: RefSeq, a predicted model, not a curated record
AUGAGUCAUAGAGUUCAACUUCUUUUAGGAGCAUACCAUAUGACAUUUCCUUUGAAAAGUGUUGACAAAACGAUUGAGAUGAAAUCUGUUCCAUACGUAUGUUAUGGCAAUUGUUUAUACAUUGAGUCUAAAAUAGCUAAUGUCACAGGCAUUUCAGGAGUUAAUAGUAAAGGUUCAGUAGAGUAUAAAUCCUUCUGUUAUGCAGUCAAUUCAAUGUUCAUUCCAAACGUUCCUGUCAUAGCAACUCAUUUAGGUAAAUGGGUUCGCAUUAGUCCUCAUAAUUUGAAAGACAUGCAAUUCAGACUUGUUGACUUUCAAGGAGAGCCUGUAGAACUGAAGGCACCAGUGCGAAUGACUGUUGAAGUUGACUUUUUAGAAAAUAUUAAAUGCAACAGCUUACAAGAGAACUCAGAGCUAAAAAUAUAA